Monoraphidium neglectum is the source of this 1683-nucleotide messenger RNA. RefSeq lists its product as hypothetical. Gene Ontology annotation, biological process: regulation of DNA-templated transcription. The transcript has 12 exons. The coding region runs from base 1 to 1683 and encodes 560 amino acids. NCBI's taxonomy places the organism in Eukaryota, Viridiplantae, Chlorophyta, Chlorophyceae, Sphaeropleales, Selenastraceae. The record is from RefSeq and is a predicted model, not a curated record.
AUGAUUGCAUCUAUACUUUGCGGGGGGCUGAUCGAGCGUGCCAGCGGCGUGCCUGUUGAGGAGCGCGCGGAGGCUUCACUGAGCCUGGAGACCAAGCUGCUGCACAAGUUUUUGCCCCCUGUGGACGUCUGUGUGGGCGUGCAGUAUGCUGGGUCCGCCUCAGAGGUCAUCCUUAUCCUCACCAUACAGGCGUCCACCCUGGCUGGUGCCAUGAUGGUGGUGGAUCACAAGUCGCGUGUGGUGUACGCCACCACCCAGCUGGGCGCCAUGCUGGGCUACAGCGCGCGCCAGGUCGCGUCCAUGGACCUGGCGUCCCUGAUACCGCCACCCUACAGCCAGAUGCACGCGGGCUUCAUGAAGGAGCUGGCCACCAAGCCCCCCGCCACCAGCUGCCGCGCCGGCGCUGUGGUGCACCUGCUGCGCUCGAACGGCGUCAAGGUGCCGGUCACCCUGCAUCUCUCCACUCACGAUGACGGGGAGCGGCUGCAGCACGUGGUGCGGGUGACGCCCUCCUCGGACGCCGCCGCCAUGGACAGGGCGCGGCUGGUGCUGGGGGUGGACGGGUCCGGGAUCAUCACCCGUGUCAACCCGGGGCCCAGCAGGGCGCUCUUUGGCUGCAGCCCGCAGGACAUGGUGGGCCGCCCCGUGCGUGCCUUUGUCAACGUGUUUGGGGAGUGGUCUCGAAUGCACGGGGAGGACGCGUCACUGCUGACAGCCCUGGGGCUCAGGGCGCUGGAUGGCGCGGAUGAGGCGUGGCGCGUGGGGGUGCUGGCGCAGGGGGACGGGGACAGCAAGGUCGAUUCCAGGACAAGCGCCUCGACACUGACGGCGGCCCUCCAGCAGCGCAACCGCGUGCGGCCCGCCCUGCUGCAGGCGCAGGUGGUCAUAAAAGAUCCCGAAGACGAAGCCUGCACGCACAGCGGCAGCGGCAGAGUCCCUGCCUUCGCCGCUGCUGCCGCCCCGGACGCCGCAGCCUCGGCUGGUGAUGAGGAGGAGGCGUCUCUGCAGCUGGUGCUGUGGCGUGCGGACGCUUUGGCGGCGGUGGUGGAGCUGGACAAAGCGCUGACCGUUGUGAGGGCGGAUGCUGCCGCUGGGCUGCUGUUUGGCGUCAGCAGCAAGAUGAUGAUCAAUAAGGACUUCAAGAGGCUGGCGGGGCUGCCUCAGAGCGCCACCGCUUCGGACCUGAUGACAGCGGCCACCGGGGAAGUGGGGCCCGGCAAGAAGGGCGGCCUCAAGGCGGGCGCAGCCCCCAAGGUCGGGGUGCGCAAGAGGCUGCACACCACGCACGCGGAUGGCCUGGCUGGCGGCAAUGGCAUCAGUUAUGGCGUGGCGUCGGUGGGCGAUGCGUCUGUGAGCCAGGCUUCCGGGUCGGAACCAGGUGACGGUGCAGGCAGUGCCGUGGGGGACGGCCAGGCUGAAGAGGAGCUGGCAGCAGACUUCAGGCGAGCCAAGCGCCUGAAGAAGCUGAACCGCAUGAUGACGUCCAGCGCGGCACAGUCCUCCACGCUGCGCUUCAAGCAGCAGACGUGGCUCUGCUUCGGCGUCAUCCUGGUGGCGCACGUGGUGGGGUACGCCAUACUGUCCACUCAGAUCCAGAAGCGCUUCGAGUGGGUGCAGGAGCCAGGGGCCGUGGAGGAGAAGGGGGAGCGUGUGCUCCCGGGCGUCGAUGCAGAGCACCUAUGA